CAAUUAACUUUUCACUUGCUCUGAAGGCAAUAAACCUGCAGUAAUAAUUAAAACUUAAAAGUCUCUUGCUUCAUCCCCGAAGAUAGCGACUACUAUUCACUCUUUCCUUGAACCAGUUCUGCUCUCUGUCUCUAUCUACGAAUUCUACGUUUCUUUGGACACUUGAACUUUUUCCUUUUGUGCUUUAGAAGAGUGAGAAAAUUAAUUAUGCAAACUUCAGAGUGCACUAUGAUUUCCGGCAAAUAAAGUGAAACGAAGGCAAUACCUUGCGUUACUUUGAUUGUUCGUUAGGUACAUAUAUGACUGUGUUUCCAUAUGUAUGUUUCUGUGAAGUGUAUUGCUCCGGAAUUAAUAAUUUAAAGAUUCAAAAACGGUUACUUAAUAUUUAGUGUUUUACUCAUAGUCGAGUGCUCGAAAAGAACGCUCUGUUGUGUAUGACAGUAAUAAAUACCGUUUAAUUAAAUUUAUUGCGUUUUUAAAACGAUUCUGUACGAGCAAUAACGCCCAAUAACUUCUGGCUCAUUAUUUUGAGGACUUACUGCUUCUGUUUCCCGGUUAUGCAGUUGCUUCUUAUUUACAAGGAAGUCUGCCAGUCUUAAGUGCUGUUCUAAUUAUCGUGUUUCGGCAGCGCCGCUACGCUGCUUAAGUCACCCCGACAAAUUCAUAAAUUAACUCGUAUAAGUGUCCAGUGACGCGUUGCAAGUGCGAUUUCUAGAACUCCGUGGGUGAGCCUGGUAAUAACUGAGUGAAGUGUGCAGCAUCAUUGAUAAUUCUAUUCGACAAGCGGAAUAUUUCUAUUGUAACUUGAUCUUCAUUUCCAGUUUGAUUUAAUAAAAUAAGAAUGAAUUUUAUAAUCUGAAAAAUAUUUGAUCUUUUAAACAGUGUCUUCAGUGAAAAGCAAAGAGACAAUUCUCUGAACUGUGAAAAUUUUAUCAUAUUGUAUUACAAACACAAUUGUGAUGUUGAAUUGAAGUGAAUUGGUUAUGGAACAUUUAUAGAUACCAUUAUUUAAUAUGAAAAUAAUGUUUAUCCUUCGCUGUUAGAUAGAAAAAGUGUCGGCCAACACGUCAUAUCGACGCGGUCGUUGAUAGUAACAAUUCUAGUCGUCAGUGACAGAGAGAGACUUGGUUCUCUCGAUCAUUUAUCUGUGUAGUUUGUCGGCAUCACAACCACCACCAUUAUCGUGACCGCAGCAGCCAUGUAUCCGGCGGCCAUGAAUGCAGCCGUCGCUGCGGCUGCUGCCAGCAGGCAUCCGGGUCCUCAGCCUGGGCAGCCCUUCAAGUUCACGGUGGCUGAGUCCUGCGACCGCAUGAAGGAAGAAUUCAACUUCUUGCAGGCACAGUACCACAACAUCAAAAUGGAAGCUGACAAAUUGGUGCAGGAGAAAUCGGAGAUGCAGAGACAUUACGUCAUGUACUACGAGAUGUCGUACGGCCUCAACGUUGAAAUGCACAAACAGACGGAGAUCGGGAAACGUUUGAACGCAAUCCUGGCCCAAAUCAUGCCCUACCUGUCGCAAGAGCACCAGCAACAGGUGGCGGCGGCCAUUGAGAGGGCCAAGCAGGUGACCAUGACGGAGCUUAACGCCAUCAUCGGGCAGCAGCAACAGCGACAAGAUUUGCCUCGACUUUUGCAACAGAUGCAGGCUCAGCAAGCAGCUCUACCACACGCCGGACAUCCUCCUCUACCUCUAGGGCCCCAUCCUGCCCUACCAGGCCUACCUACUCUACCUCCCUCCUCUGCUGCUAGUGAGUGGCUACCACUUGCUGCUAGUGAGUGGCAACCACUUACUGCUAGCUUGCUGUCAGGUCUCUCAGGCUCGCUUGUGGGCCCCGGCGCCCACCCUCUCACCUUACUCAACUCCAAACACAUCCUGCACAGAGACGACGCCACGCCAGAGAGACAUAGAAGCAGUCUUUCUCCGGGUGCUGGGGAGAAAUAUCGCGGACGUUCCCCAGAACCUGAGCCCAAGAAAAUCAAACGAGAAGAAAAUCACGAGCGCGUGGUGCCGAAAGCGGAGCAAGACGUGGUGGUCGACGAUCAGCAGUCGGAUCAGGAUUCCAACGCAGCGGUGAGUCCUGCCGUGAACGGCACAUCUUCACCGCGCGAGAACGGCGGCGUCGUCGCCAACAUCAAGAAGUCGCCGCCCCUGGGCUCCGUCAGUCCCAGGAGCUCGGGUAGCUCGUCAAGCACACCGCAGGCACGCAAGGAUGACACCAAACCUACAACACCUACGUCAUCCUCCUCUUCAUCCUCAUCAUCCUCUUCUUCAUCUGCCAUGAAGCCGGUCGCUAAGGCUCCGUCCAUCCCGGGGGCGGUCGCUGCUCCGUAUCCUCCUGGAUAUCCUCUACCAGAAGCUGGAGCCUCUGCAGCAGCAGCCGUUGCAGCCGCCGCUGCUGGAUACCCUUAUCCUGGCAGAACUCCUGGAACUCCUGCAGGAUCCUUGGAUCAUCACGUUAGAGCAUCUGGGCUUCACACUCUCCAGGGUGGAAAGCCGGCUUACAGUUUUCACAUGAGUGGCGACGGCAAUUUGGCCCCUGUUCCAUUCCCCCCGGACGCCCUUUUGGGGCCUGGGAUCCCCCGUCACGCGCGCCCCAUCAACACCCUCCACCACGGUGAGGUUGUCUGUGCCGUCACAGUGAGCAACCCCACCAAGUACGUCUACACCGGCGGCAAGGGUUGUGUCAAAGUCUGGGACAUCAGCCAACCAGGCUCCAAGAGUCCCGUGUCUCAACUCGAUUGUCUCCAACGCGACAGCUACAUCAGAUCAGUGAAGCUGUUGCCCGACAUGAGAACUUUGGUGGUCGGAGGCGAGGCUUCGACGCUCAGUGUCUGGGAUUUGGCUGCCCCCACUCCCCGAAUUAAGGCCGAGUUGACAUCGGCCGCCCCGGCCUGUUAUGCUCUAGCGAUCAGCCCCGACUCUAAAGUUUGUUUCUCAUGCUGCAGCGACGGCAACAUCGCCGUUUGGGACCUGCACAACCAAACUCUGGUACGACAAUUCCAGGGCCAUACAGACGGCGCCUCUUGUAUUGAUAUUUCCCCUGACGGGACUAAACUUUGGACGGGAGGCCUCGAUAACACAGUCAGAUCUUGGGACCUCAGAGAGGGUAGACAACUUCAACAACACGACUUCAGCAGCCAAAUAUUCUCGUUGGGAUUCUGUCCUACUGGCGAAUGGUUGGCUGUCGGUAUGGAGAGUUCGAACGUUGAAGUUCUUCACGUCUCAAAACCUGACAAGUACCAGCUUCAUCUCCACGAAAGUUGCGUCUUGUCGCUCAAGUUUGCCGCUGCCGGCAAAUGGUUCGUCUCAACGGGCAAGGAUAAUCUGCUGAACGCUUGGCGAACACCGUACGGAGCCUCAAUCUUCCAGUCGAAGGAAUCGUCGUCCGUGUUGAGCUGCGACAUUUCAGCGGAUGAUAAGUAUAUCGUUACGGGCUCUGGCGAUAAGAAGGCUACCGUGUAUGAAGUCAUCUACUAAGUUCUACUAAUGUCCAGUCGAGACUUUACCUUCUUCAAUCUUCGAUGUCGCUAAUUGUGCUUAUCGGUGCUGAUAUCAGGAGAAGGCAGGCGCUUCUUAAGCCAAACUUGUCUCGGACGUUUUUUCGAUGUUGUUUGUGUUUGGUGGGAGUUAAGUUUGAGGCGCGUAUGUUACUAAAGGUUGAGGACUAAAUAAUCACCUAGACUGCCAUUGAUGGUUAGGAAUGUCUUACCUCAUCACUGAAGCUCCCGUGAAGUGAUAAAUGCAGUUGUUUAUACUCUGACGGAGUACCGUCGUUCAGAUCUCGAGAUGAGGAAUUUUGCCGUCGCGAAUGCAGUUGGAUGAAUGGAAGCGAAAGAUGGUCAUCUAAGUUAAGCAUCCUUCUGGAGAUAUUAAUUCAUUUGAGUCUGCGAUCAUAAAUGAUCUUUGAUGUAUUAAUCUGAAUAACAUAUUGCCUGAGUCAUUAUUUGAUUAAAUCCAGUGAAGUGUCAGUCGAAAUUUCGCACGAGAUGAGGUAUAUCUAAUCUAAAUUAUGACCUAAAUGAAUGGUUCUUUGAGGUAUUUCCAGCAUGCCACUGUAACAGUUUUAUUCUAUAUUCAAAAAUGUUUCGGGCCGGUGGCAUGAAAAAUUAUUACUUUCCAUUAUUAUACCAGUCAUUCAAUUAAUUAAACGUCGAUCCGGUCAUGCAGCAGUAUUUUGCUGGGUGGUAUAUAUAUGAGUGAGCUUAGCCUUCGCUAUGAGUUGGAUUCACCUUUGUCAUGAGUGAGCCUUGCCUUCGUCAUGAGUGAGCUUUGCCUUAGUCAUGAGUGAGCUUUGCAUUCGCCAUGAGUGAGCUUUGCCUUCGCCAUGAGUGAGCUUGUCCAUAUCAUGAUUAACCUUGGCAUAACUGAGCUUUGGCUUCGUUCAAGUCUUGCCUCAUUUCUGCCUUUGUGUGAAAAAAAUCGAGUGGCCCAUACCGGCAGACGAUGACCUUUGUAAGUGUUCUAAGUACAGAAUUAUUAGGCACAAUUAUUUGAAUUCGUAUUAUCUCUUUCAUAUUUAUACUCUCUCACACUGACGUAAAUGGCUAAUACAAGCGCUAACCGAAUUGAAACUUCUACCAGUAAAACAAGAUAUAUAGACGUGCAUUUCGCAAGAAAAAUGUUGAAGUAUUGAACUGGGGCGCUGUAUGGAUACGGUUUUUGAUGAAGAUUUAGCCUAGUGUUGAAGCUGUACACGAGGCGUAAUAUGUGCGUGCGUUGUGCAAAUGUAUGACAUGCGGUGGAUAGUCUCGACAUGUCGCCGUUGAAUUGAAGCGUCAUUCACAAGAUAGAUUUUGCUCGUCGGAUGACUUGUUACCUGAACAGAUAGUAGGUACAGACAUUAGAUACUUGGCUGCUUUUUUACAUACUAAGCUACUGUAUCUCUGCUUCAAUUCAGCUUAGUAUAUGUAACGUCAUGAUCUCCGUAGACUUUAGAACUCUGCAUCUGCUAUCCUAAAUUAGAUUCCCUGAUAAUUAUUAUGCAGAAAUUUAUAAAAAGCAUCUUGUCGCUCGUCAAUUCUCAACAUUUCUUCGACAACAUAUUUGAAUAUAAGUUAAUUGUUGAU
Hyalella azteca is the source of this 5067-nucleotide messenger RNA. RefSeq names its product transducin-like enhancer protein 4 (gene gro). Lineage: Eukaryota; Metazoa; Arthropoda; Malacostraca; Amphipoda; Hyalellidae. Gene Ontology annotation, molecular function: protein binding; transcription corepressor activity. The coding region runs from base 1199 to 3478 and encodes 759 amino acids. The record is from RefSeq and is a predicted model, not a curated record. The transcript has 17 exons. Gene Ontology annotation, biological process: negative regulation of canonical Wnt signaling pathway; regulation of DNA-templated transcription. Gene Ontology annotation, cellular component: nucleus; transcription regulator complex.